UGGAAAAUUACCUGGAAAUAGUGGACUCUCUAGGAGUACUAAACCAAUCUUACAAAUAAUAAGAGCAACAGGUCCAUGUCACGAAUGCUGGCCGCCACAGUAGCUAAAAGGGAGAAUCCACGUGCUUUGACUAACUAAAAUUAAAGCCACAACGCUUAACUCGUAGCGUUUUUCUAGUCUUAUCCUCAUAUGAAGCAAAAAUUGACUGAUCGCUUGGCUGCGCUUAGAAAUCCUGCCCCCAUUGACGCCGGUAUCUAUUAUCUGACACAGUGUUUGCAUGUGAAGGCAUAUAUUGUUUUUCAACUAGAGCUUCUCGCUGACGAAAUUCAAUAUCAAAUACAUAAUUCCUCUGAAGAACUUCCCGAUUUAAAAGAUUGCGAAUUAGAGGUAGGGCCCUUUAAAAGUACCGUUUCACUCAAUCUAGCCCUACAAGAUGAAACCUAUAUUGGUAGAAGAGUUGAUCGUGAAGCAAUCGAAGAAAAGUUUAAUUUUGAGGGAGGCAGCCUUAAAGAGUCUAUGCCAAAGGCAAACCUAUGUUCACCUCUUACUGAUAAGAAGGAAAAGCUUAAAGAUUCAGCCGAAUCUUCUCUUACUUUAAACAGCGUUGAAAACAGAAAUAAAUAUGAUUUGUUUAAGGAAGUAUGCGAGAUUGCUAAAAAAGACGACAUUCAGAUUCAUAAGUUCGAUGAGAAUAUUACAUUGAAAGGACAGCAAGCAAAGCUGCAAAUAAGUUUCUGGGAGUCUUUAAUUAAGUUAAGAAUUCGUUUGCAACCACUAGCGACACUAGCCCACCAGUUUCCUCAGGGUGACCUUUACUUAGGUUUAAGGAAUUCUGCCCCCGAAGCCAUAAAUAAACAGCUGGACCUAUCCAGAAAAAAACUGACUUCUACCCUUUUAGAACUUUUUAUUCUUCAAGAUUGUAUCACGAAACACUUAAGGAAGGAGGAGCAGUCGUUAAGCAUUCCAACCUUAAGUGGUGAUUUAAAAAAUUUUUGGGAACACAUUAAAAACAUAGACGAAAGCGUUUUCGAACAUCAGCGCUCUGUUAUCGACUCCUGGAGCAGGAAGGCUGCUUUUUCCUCGUCGAAAGCAUCUUUGCAGAAGCCCUUGAAAGUAUUCAACAAGUCUAUACACCAACAAGUGGAAACGGUUAUGCUUGAUAAAGAAAAACUAGUCAAACGGUCUCAAGUUAAGCGGGCUAAGUUUGAAAUCUUGGGCGAGGCAGGCGAGGAUACUCAAGAAAAUGAAAAUAUCUAUGACGAUAGUGACUUUUACCACCACCUACUCCGCGAACUGAUCAGCAGUAGAACGUCUAUAACCGAAGAAGAAAACCUCAACGAAAUGAGGCGUCGUUGGCUAGAACUUAAAAAUCUAAAGACAAGCACAAGUGCCCAGAAGAACGUUGAUCGGCGAGCUAGUAAAGGUCGAAAGUUAAGGUAUGUUGUGCAUGAAAAACUAGUGAACUUCAUGUUUCCAAUCACCAACUACACCACUACAACUGAACUCACGAGACAGUCGCUAUUAAAACAUCUAUUCGAGUGAUCAGAAACUCAAUAAACAAGAAUAUUUCAGUGUCGUCGUUUACAAAGAUUUUUUUUGUCCUGAGGAGUUUAUAGGGCGGGCAUCGUAGGUUUGCGGGAGUCGGCUUACUGCUCCAGUUUUUUUCCUGUCCCACUCUCUCGCCCACUGAGCUUGACCAUCUUGAGAGGUAAAGUCAUGAAGCGCUCUGCAGGAGACACGCGCUAAAACGUGCAGAACACAUACCUUCGCUUAGCACUGUUUGUCUUUGAAUGCGCGCCUCGU
This is a messenger RNA of Zophobas morio, 1803 nucleotides long. RefSeq names its product protein AATF-like. The transcript is spliced from 11 exons. The coding region runs from base 190 to 1542 and encodes 450 amino acids. Lineage: Eukaryota; Metazoa; Arthropoda; Insecta; Coleoptera; Tenebrionidae. The record is from RefSeq and is a predicted model, not a curated record. Gene Ontology annotation, cellular component: nucleolus; nucleus.